This is a messenger RNA of Clunio marinus, 1198 nucleotides long. The record is from the annotation of a GenBank genome assembly. Lineage: Eukaryota; Metazoa; Arthropoda; Insecta; Diptera; Chironomidae.
GACUUCCAUAAUUUUUGUUAAUGACUCGUGGCCAAAUUCAGAAGUGGAGCCCGCUGACAUUGAAUUACCAGACGCGCUGUCGUCAUUAACAAUUUGCUUUGUAGGAACAAUUUUAGCGCUUCUGAUUUUUCUAUCGAUAGCUGGAAAUAUUCUUGUGUGUGUUGCCAUUUACACCGAACGAAGUCUCAGACGAAUUGGCAAUCUUUUUCUGGCCUCUUUAGCCAUUGCCGAUUUGUUUGUCGCAUCACUUGUUAUGACAUUUGCUGGUGUGAAUGAUAUUUUAGGUUAUUGGAUUUUUGGUGCUAAAUUUUGCGAUACAUGGGUUGCAUUUGAUGUGAUGUGUUCAACAGCAUCAAUUCUUAAUUUAUGUGCCAUUUCAUUGGAUCGAUACAUUCACAUAAAAGAUCCAUUAAGAUAUGGACGUUGGGUGACCAGACGCAUUGCUGUUGGCACAAUUGCCACAAUUUGGAUACUUGCUGGUUUUGUAUCAUUUGUGCCAAUUUCACUGUCACUUCAUCGUCCCGCUCAGCCGCUGAUUUUUGAAGAUAAAGACGGAAAAGAAUUUCCCACAUGUGCACUCGAUCUCACACCAACAUACGCAGUCGUAUCAAGCUGUAUAAGUUUUUAUGUGCCGUGUAUAGUUAUGAUAGGCAUUUAUUGUAGACUCUAUUGUUAUGCUCAAAAACAUGUCCGUUCGAUUAAGGCUGUUACAAAAGAUCCCGGCGAGAUAACAGAAAAGAGAUAUAGAAGCAUUAGACGCAUUAAUAAGCCGAAUAAAAAACUGAAAAUACGCAAUUUUCAUCAUUCGUCACCAUAUCACGUAUCAGAUCACAAGGCAGCAAUAACAGUUGGGGUAAUCAUGGGCGUUUUUCUAGUUUGCUGGGUGCCGUUCUUCUGUGUCAAUAUCGUCGCUGCAUUUUGUAAAACAUGCAUCGGUGGCCAAACUUUUAAGAUUUUAUCGUGGCUAGGUUAUUCAAAUUCAGCAUUCAAUCCAAUCAUUUAUAGUAUUUUUAAUACGGAAUUCCGAGAAGCUUUCAAACGAAUUUUAACUACUAAAGCUGGAUGUUGCUGUGAAGACGACUUAAAUCUCCAUUGUCGCAAUAGUGAGCGAUUUGUCACAGAUUAUCAAUCAGCAAAGUGUUCUCACAUUCAUUCGGGUAGGUCAUCAGCUGACUUAGAGCAGGUCUCAGCCAUAUAG